Messenger RNA from Osmerus eperlanus (European smelt), 2438 nucleotides. Its product is annotated as receptor for retinol uptake stra6-like. Bases 203 to 2224 code for a protein of 673 amino acids. Gene Ontology annotation, cellular component: plasma membrane. The transcript has 17 exons. Lineage: Eukaryota; Metazoa; Chordata; Actinopteri; Osmeriformes; Osmeridae. Gene Ontology annotation, molecular function: signaling receptor activity; retinol transmembrane transporter activity. The record is from RefSeq and is a predicted model, not a curated record. Gene Ontology annotation, biological process: vitamin A import into cell.
UGGGGAGACAGAACAGCUCACCAGAAGUGUCUCUCUACCUCAGUUACUGUGGGAUAAACCAAUUAGCUCACAAAAUCUAAAGUUUUGUAAACAGAACGACUUGAGGCUUGAAGAGAGAAAACUGGAAAUAGAGUUUUGAGACAGGUGGAUUUUUCUUGGUUGUUUCUAUAUGCUUGGAUUAAAGUGACGGACAAGAGUCAGUAUGAACCAGACCAAAGUUGAAUCGGAACCACCAGCGUAUAACUAUUAUGAUUAUUCAGACUGGUACUCAAACAAUCUAGAGCCCACCAAGCCACCAAAGGAGGUGAUUCUACCCUGUGACCCCACAGCGGAUGAUAAGCUCUUCCACAUAUGCAUGGCCUCAAUAUCACUUGUUAUGAUCCUCAUCUUGGCAGUGCUCACCAGGCGUAAGAGACUAUGUCAGGGUUUCUCAAAAGGAUCCUCCAGUGUCCUAAGUCCAUGCAACUUUCUGAACCAGACCCAGAACAAAGGCCUGGCCAUGGCUGUCUUCGGACUAAUCUUCAGCAAACUGUCUGUGUUGGUACUGGCCGCAGAUCCUCUUCCUUUCUGUAAAGACACCCCGGCGAGCAUCAAAGAAUACAUGAAGAUUAUCUCAAUUUUUUACUAUCCCCUACUGUAUUACCCACUCCUAGCCUGUGGCACACUACAAAGCAAACCAGGCUAUGCACUAGGUAGCCUGCUGUCCUUGUCCCACAUUGGAGUCAUGAUCUGGCAGAAGUUUGACUGUCCCAAAACUCCUGAGCUCUACAAGUAUUAUACCCUGCUUGCAAGUCUCCCUCAGCUAGCUUGCCUCGCUUUUCUCUGCAUCCAGUAUCCUCUGCUCUUUGUGAAAGGGGAUGACACUGGGGAGGACCUUGACAACAGUUACUACAAAGACUAUGUGAAGUCAAUUCUAAAGAAGAAAAAGUCUUCCAACAGUAACACUUCAAUAGCAGACAAACCUAAACUGACAGAAAGGAUAUCUGAUGGAAUAAAGUCUUACAUCUACACAGCAGAGAAAGAGUUCCAGUUUCCACUUAAGUUGGCAAUCUCAACUUUUGUGUCUUUUGUGGCAAUAUAUCAGGUGGCAUUGCUACUGGUCAUUUUGGUAAUCCCUACUCUUCACAUUGUCCGUGCUGGUAUUGAUGAGAACAUUGCCUUCCUUCUGCUUGGCUUUAAUAUCGUCCUAUCAGACGACAGGCUGGAGGUGGUCCAAAUUGUGAUCUACUAUACGUGGUGUCUGGAAGUGUGUUACCUCUGUGCCCUGACGCUGUCCUGUUUGGUCAGCCUUAUCAUGCUAAUGAGAUCCAUGAUCAUUCAUAGGUCAAACCUAAAAGGAUUGUACAAGGGAGACAUUUACAAUGUCUACAACUGCCAGAAGGCUAUCCGGCCUUCCAAACCUGGUAUUGUGUGCUGGAUGGGCUUCACAGGAUAUCAAGCUGCAGUUAUCUCUUUAGGAAUGGUCAUUCAGACUGUGGUGUUCUUCAUCUGUUUCCUGUUUCUGGUGUUCCUGAUCAUCAUACCCAUUUUAUAUGGCCAGAACCUCAUCCUCUUCCAAAUUGCUGCAAAAGCAUGGCCUAUCUGGGUGACUUUAAUAUUGGUGGUUGCUCUUCAGCAUGUGACAGCUAAGUUUGCAUUUGUCAAAAAGGAUGCUGGCACAAGAGACUUAAAUAACAGAGGAAGUCUCUUCCUGCUGACCUACCUGUUCUUCCUGGUCAACAUCAUGGUGGGACUUAUAGCUGCCAUAUGGAGAAUGGUGAUCACUGCCCUCUUCAACGUCAUCCACCUCUGCCGUAUGGACAUCAGUCUGAUCAACCGAGCUGCAGAGUCCUAUGAUCCAGCUUAUCGCUACUACGCCCAUUACCUGAAGGUGGAGGUGAGCCAGUGCCACCCUGUCAUGAAGGCCUUCUGUGCUUUAUUACUGCAGUCAGCACAGCAAGGGGGAAGUGCAGGGCAGAAAAUUUGUGAUGCAGAGGAAGGGAUCCAGAUGGUCCAACAGGAGAAGAGACAGAACAAGGUGACCAACAGCAGGCAGAACCGGGCCCGCUGGCAGCUCCUCUACACUCUGGUCAACAACCCAUCCCUUCUAGGGUCCAGGAAGCACUUCCAGCUCCAGAGCUCGGACAGCCUCGUCAACGGGGCCCUCAACCGCAACACCAAGGAGGGCAGCAAAAAGGACCCUGCAAAGUCUGUCGAGACAGCUGCCACUGCUGCUGCUAACUAACUCUAACGGGGAGACAACUGUGAAUGGUUGUGGCUGAGUUACUUUAGCGUAAAGCUAGAUGGAUACACUGCUGCUUUGUCCUGUAUGAUCACUAUUGACCUUUGCUUUGAAUGUGGAAGUAGAAUUUGGAUAGUUAAUUUGAAUACAGAAAUUUGGGUUGAAUGGAUUGACUUGGCUCCCUUGCUAAAUAUACAGCAAGACCGUUUUCACUGAU